This is a messenger RNA of Lodderomyces oxycetoniae, 1215 nucleotides long. RefSeq lists its product as uncharacterized. The record is from RefSeq and is a predicted model, not a curated record. Bases 1 to 1215 code for a protein of 404 amino acids. Lineage: Eukaryota; Fungi; Ascomycota; Pichiomycetes; Serinales; Debaryomycetaceae. The transcript has a single exon.
AUGCAUUUCAUAACUAUAUCACAUUGUAACCACGGAAAAGUAGACUACCAAAAAGUUAUUAGAACAGAUUCAAGCGGUCACGUGGACUGGGAUAAACCAUUUUGUAUGUUAAAACCCAAGUUGGGGGAGAAGUUAUUAACCAGAAACCCAGCUUCAGCUGCAGCUACAGCUACAGCUACAGCUACAACUACUACAAACACUAAUUUGAAAAAUGACGAGGUAACCACAAAUAAAAAUAACAAUAAUAAUGAGGCUCAUUUGUCUACUAGUACAGAUGACGACGAUUCGGACUUUUUUGGAAUUUUUGGAUUUGUAAUGACAAAAUCUAAAAAAGUGAAUAAUUUGCUCCGCAAGAAAUUCGAUAUAAUGUUGGAGAAAUUAACAAAUGGCAAAUGGGUAGAGUAUAUCGGGAAAAAGAAAUACAACCAUUACCAAAAAUUGCUUAGUGGCGGCAAUCCCCAAGAAUCACUCAAUUGGGAAAGCAGUAAUUUGGUGUGUUAUAAAAUGGCUCGAAGAAAGAAAUAUGCUAGACGCAAAGUUUCCUUUUACAUGCCCUAUACAUUUGUUGGAGCAUUAUAUGAAUGUUUGCUCCCUCUCGAAACAAAACAUGAGAUAUUCCAGCAGUUUUUCCAUAAUAACGACGAGAAUUCAAAUUUCAUGAUUCAGGAUUUUCAAUUCACCUGUGAUUCUCACUUAUCAAGGCCAAUUUCCCCCUUGAUAGCUGAAGAUUCAACAACACAGUGGUUCGAAAACAAGCUACACAAUAUCUUUAAUCCAGGGAUAAUACAAACUAUCCCAUACUUGACAACCUCAACACCUUUGGAUUUGAGGUUUAGUACAUCUGAAACAAGCGACAUGUACCGAGACUCUUGGGCAACAAAAAUCGAUGUGAAUGAGAUGUAUUCAUACGAUGAAGCCGAUUUACACUUGAUUAGCAAAGCCGUUGCAUAUCUGGCAGAUCUCUUGAAUAAAUUGAUAGCCCCGAUUGAUUUUAAUGAAUUGUUGAAAAGCUACAACAGGGCAGACGAUAAAGAAAAAGAGUAUGAUGAAGAAGAGAUGGUGCAGAUGGAAAAGUUUAAUGUAUCUAGUGCUCUAUCAGAAGAUCAAAAGUAUAACAUCUGGUUUGCUUCUGGUAAUCAUAGUGUUGUGAAUGGAGUAUUUGAGAAAAUCGAGUCCCAAUGGGAUAAACUUGAUCAAGAUGAUUUAGUAGAGUAA